Molecule: messenger RNA, 1401 nt
Organism: Necator americanus (New World hookworm)
Lineage: Eukaryota; Metazoa; Nematoda; Chromadorea; Rhabditida; Ancylostomatidae
Exons: 11
Coding region: 1-1401 (466 amino acids)
Cellular component (GO): cytosol
Molecular function (GO): flavin adenine dinucleotide binding; oxidoreductase activity; FMN binding
Source: RefSeq, a predicted model, not a curated record
AUGUGUCGAACUCCUUGGGAGAUCCUGCCGGAAAACGAACCUCCGCUGUGCAUCGCUGUUCCACGCCCAGAGUCACCUCCACCCCACUAUGAGGCGAAUAUGAAGGGAGAAAUUUGCUCUACAGAUGUGUUACCUCCAAAAUACAAAUUACUUUUCGACAUUGGCGAUGGCAGUGAUGAUACACCAGCAGAAAUUCAACGAUUGCACGAGGUUACUGUAGUUUCCAAUGAUCGUGUCACUGCUGAGGAUCAUUUCCAGGACACCCGAUUAGUGUCUUUUCAUGCCGAAGAAUUUCUUCAAACACAAAAUGUCUCUCUUCACUACGAACCUGGAGAUGUGCUUAUGGUCCAACCUUGCAAUCUCAGUGAAUCCAUUGAAAUCGCUCUGGAUGCGUUGAAAUAUCCGAAUACCCUGUUGGAUCGUCCUUUUUACCUCUCGCCAUCGGAUAAGUUCGUCAAGUUGCCGCCAAAAUGCUUGAUAGGAGUGAGGCCAACCCUGCGCAAUUGUUUUAAACGGCUUUUCGACCUUCAAGUGAUUCCACGUAAAUCAUUUUUCCAAAUGUUGGCUUCUAUUUCUACCUGUGUCUCCGAGAAAGAGAAGCUUCUCGAGUUUGUGAGCCCGCAUGCCCUGGACGAUUUUUUGGACUACACGACGAGAUGUCGGAGAACUACUGCAGAAGUUCUGCGCGACUUUCCUGAAACUUCAUCGAAUAUCCCACCUGAACGCCUCUUUGACUUGUUCACAACUAUACGAGCGCGAGCUUUCAGCAUUUGUUCCGCACCAUCAACGAAAAAUAUUGAAAUCCUUGUUGCAAAGGUAACAGUAUGCAGAGUAUUUGUGUUCUAUGUGGAAUAUCGAUCGCGAAUGUUGGAUCCGAGACGAGGUCUGUGCAGUUCUUUCAUUGCAAGACUAGCUCCUGGUGAUAAAGUACUCGUUAGAAUACGUAAUGGAACCUUCAAAUUUCCCAAGGAAGAUAAACAAGUAAUCUGUGUAGGACCAGGUACCGGAGUGGCACCAUUUAGAAGUUACCUUUUAUGGCGUAACAGGUGUGAAAAUUCUGCCAGUUCCAUACUGUUCUUCGGAUGCCGCGGGAAAAAGCGGGAUUUCUACUUUGAGCAAGAAUGGGAUCAUUUGGCUAACACAAAGAUUUAUACUGCCUUUAGUCGUGAUACGGAUCGAAAGAUAUACGUCCAACAUCUGAUUUUACAGCACGCAGAUGAAGUGUGGGAGAUUUUGGGUAAACAAGAUGGUCUGGUAUUUGUCGCAGGAAGUUCUGGAAACAUGCCAAAAGAGGUUGCCCUCGCAAUCGAUGCUGUAGCUGUCAAACAUGGUUGCACCGAGGAAUCUUUUCACACAAAAUUGGAGAGUUGCGGACGUCUUCAAUACGAGACGUGGUCGUAA